Hordeum vulgare subsp. vulgare (domesticated barley) is the source of this 949-nucleotide messenger RNA. RefSeq lists its product as uncharacterized. NCBI's taxonomy places the organism in Eukaryota, Viridiplantae, Streptophyta, Magnoliopsida, Poales, Poaceae. The transcript has a single exon. Bases 226 to 717 code for a protein of 163 amino acids. The record is from RefSeq and is a predicted model, not a curated record.
UGCGCGCCGGCCGGAAUCCCCUCGCGCCAAGUAAAGCAAAGCAAAGCAAGGCUCAGUGCGCAAGCGUCCCUUUCCCUCCAUUAUUCCUUCCCCCCGUCUAUAUAACCCUCCGCACCUCGCGUCCCACACCGGCAACGGAGACGACGACGAGACGGCCGAGGAAACAGCCACACGCGCGCGCACGCCAAAGCCGCGGGUUUUCUGUAGAGCUCAUGUGACGCGACCAUGGCGAGCGGCGGCGCGGGGGGAUACUACCACGGCGACCGGUACGGCUACGGCUACUCGCGGCAGCAGGCCGCGCCGUCUCCGUCGUCGGCGGCGUCGUUCCACGUGUGCCUGUUCCUGGCCACGGCGUCCCUCCUGGGCGCCGCGUCCCUCUACUCGCACUGCGAGUCCGCCAUGGAGAGCCUCGUCGACCAGCUCCGGGUCGCCGUCGUGCUGUCCCCGUUCAUCCUCCUCCUCGCGGCGCAGUACUGGUCCGCGACCGGGCGGCGCUGGCGUUCGUCGUACUCGUCCUCGUCGUCAUCGCUGCUCGCGGCUCCGACGCCGGCCGUGUCGUGGGAGCAGCAGCCGCCCUGGUACGACCAGCGGCAGCGGGACGGCGGCGCAUCGUCGCCGUGGGGCGUGGCGCUGGCGCUGGCGCUCGUCCUGCUGCUCAUCUCCUACCAGUCGUGCUUCCAGUACUGGUGGUCCCCGGUCGUCCGCCGCCGCCGCUGAGCUCGUCGAUGGGAUCCGAUCGUUCGCGCGAAGCUAGGAACUAGGCACAGCAUUUGGUCACGUUCGGGCUAUGCUAUUGCUAGGCAAGGAAAUUAAAUUAUCGGCAGUUGGAAGAGCAGGAUUUUGCUGUCUAAACCGUCAGAUGCCUUAGCCGUCAGAAAACUACCACUAGUGGUAUUUGGAGUAUGUAAACUGUUGUGACAUAUAAAUAAUAAAGAGCAGUAUUCUUGCA